AUGAGAUCACCAACUUUCUUGGGUGAUAAAGGUUUACGAACACUGUUCAAUAUUGAAUGUAAACAAGGAAAAGCAAUUCAAACACAUUCGUAUUUCAAGGAAGAAAGUGAAGUUUUAUUAAUGCCGAGAUUUUAUUUUAAAGUCACUGAUGAAUUUCGAUCUGGAGAUGGUUUAAAUAUUAUUCAUUUAUGUGAAACAACCCCUGAUUAUGAACUCAUUAAACCGCCUUUUCCUAAUCAAACACCGCUAACAUUGCCGUCGAUGGUUCAAGCACAACUUCAAGGAUCAUCUUUUUCUGUCGGUUUUCGUUUUCGACGCGCAAAUAAAACACAAUCUACGUGGUGUUAUGUUAGAAACAAUUUUGCCGAUCGAGUAACUUUUGAUAAUCCACAAUACAUUAAAGUUACAGAUCACAAACAUGCACCGAAUCCAGACGAAAUGAUAGCGAUGAAACUCAAAUCCGAAAUCAUUGAAUGUACAGCAACAUCGAAGGACCCACUGAUUAUGGUUGAGAAAUUGCAAGCUGCACUUGUAAAAAUAACAAAACGCUCUGCAUAUGAGUAUAUGGAUGAAUAA
This is a messenger RNA of Didymodactylos carnosus, 576 nucleotides long. NCBI's taxonomy places the organism in Eukaryota, Metazoa, Rotifera, Eurotatoria, Philodinida, Philodinidae. The record is from the annotation of a GenBank genome assembly.